AGAUUUGCUUACCUUGUUUGCUUACAAAACAUUUAAAAUUUUUAAAAUAAGCACAGACAGAAGUUGGGCACCCAUGUUGGUGUCACAUGUCCUCUUUUAAGUCCACAUAUAUAUAUAUAUCUAUAUAUACGCACAUUGCUUUCUUGGUCUGUGCAUAAAUCACAAACAGAACUCAAACCACGUUUUUUUUUUUUAAAACGGAGAAAAUGCAACCCAUUAGAUCAAUAAGUCUACCUUCAAGAAUCCAUCCACCUUCUGUCAAACUCGAGUCUGCAAUCGAUCAGCUUAACCUCUGGCAAAACUCAACCACUUCUUCCACUUCUCUUCAGCACGGAAUGCUGACCCUUGCUGAGCUUUACAACUCCAUCCACGACCUCCUUCAAUCUCCUCUCCCCACCAACCGCACCCUCGCUCAUCUUGCCGAAGACUCUCUCCAUGUCUCAGCCACGUUGCUGGACUCUUGCGACUCCUCCCGAAACAUCCUCCUGACUCUGAGAGAACACGUUCUGACCCUUCAGUCCUCCUUCCGAAGGAAAGGGCCUUCAGACUCCGCCGAAGAAGUUAACAAUUACUUCUCCUUCAGGAGGAAGGCUAAGAAGCAGAUGAUCAAGCUUCUUCUUGGACUGAAGAAGCUUGAGACCAAACCCUUUUUCUCCGAUGCUAUUCUACAGAACGCAGAUCUCCAUCUUCAGAUGCUGGUUUCCGUUCUCCGGACGGCCACUGCCUUCGCCAUCUCCGUGUUCAGGUCUCUUUUCUUGUUUCUGUCGUCACCUGCGAUCAAGACGAAGACUUGUGGGCUCUCUAUCAUUCCAAAGCUGAUUCCUUCCAGACAUUUGAAUUCAUUGUCGCCUGAGCCGAUGAACGAGGUGCAUAACACGGAUGUGCUCCUUAGUUCAACACGAGGGAGUUGGAACGUGAAGAAGACGCUGGAGAGAGUAGACGAGAGUAUUCAGGGCCUCGAAACAGGACUCGACUCCAUUUUCAAGUGCCUUGUCCAAAACAGAGUCUCUUUUCUCAACAUUCUUACAAACAACGGAUAGCUAAUCCCUGUUUUUGUUUUAUUCUGUAACUGUACAAAGACACCGAUCAAGAUUCUAUAAAUACACAGAUCGAUCUUGUCAAUCCAAAAAGUUUUCCAAUACAAAGAGGCACAUAAAGGGCUAUUGUUUACGUAUGGUCCAAGGCGAAAGAUCCAAGCUAGAGUUUCUCUUUUGCACCUCCUCUAUCUCUCUCUUUAAAAUUUUGGAGAAGAGUGGCAGUUCCCCUUCGAGACCUAAAAUCAAUAUCAUAUACUAAGACCUGCUGCUACUACCACUCUCAAAACGUACCAAAGGCCCUCAACAUACUGACAUGAAUAUUUCCACGGCAAAUAUCCAUACCUGAUUGAUCUACAGAGUUCAUAGGCAACCAGUUUUGGAUGGAUAUAUACUUUGGGAAGCCCAUUGUCCCCCCCCCCCUGAAACGACCGUCCAAGGGCCCAUACUAACAAUGCAACCAAAGGGCAUUUACAUACGACCAACGUUACAGAGUCGUACCCUCUUCUUCCCUGCCCACAACCUCUGCCUCUUUC
Messenger RNA from Tarenaya hassleriana, 1570 nucleotides. RefSeq lists its product as uncharacterized. The coding region runs from base 207 to 1040 and encodes 277 amino acids. The transcript has a single exon. The record is from RefSeq and is a predicted model, not a curated record. Lineage: Eukaryota; Viridiplantae; Streptophyta; Magnoliopsida; Brassicales; Cleomaceae. Gene Ontology annotation, biological process: shoot system development; root development.